GCCGCCGCCGGCGCUGAGCGGGGCCGCCCGCCCGCCGCCCCCGGGAGCGGGGAAGAUGUCGGACACCAAGGUGAAAGUUGCCGUCAGGGUCCGGCCCAUGAACAAGAGAGAGCUGGACCUGAAUACCAAGUGCAUCGUGGAGAUGGAAGGGAACCAGACCGUGCUUCACCCGCCGCCUUCCAACGCCAAGCAAGGAGAAAGAAAACCACCAAAGGUGUUUGCCUUUGAUCACUGCUUCUGGUCCAUGGAUGAAUCAAACACCACAAAAUAUGCAGGUCAAGAAGUGGUGUUCAAGUGCCUUGGGGAAGGAAUUCUGGAAAAGGCCUUUCAGGGAUAUAAUGCUUGUAUUUUUGCCUAUGGACAGACAGGUUCAGGAAAAUCCUUUUCCAUGAUGGGCAAUGCAGAGCAGCUGGGUCUGAUCCCACGGCUCUGUUGUGCUUUAUUUCAGAGAAUCUCUGUAGAAGAAAAUGAAUCUCAUACUUUUAAAGUAGAAGUGUCCUAUAUGGAAAUCUACAAUGAGAAAGUCAGAGAUCUGCUUGACCCAAAAGGGAGCCGGCAGUCCCUCAAGGUCCGGGAGCACAAGGUGCUGGGUCCGUAUGUCGAUGGCCUGUCUCAGCUGGCUGUUACAAACUUUGAGGAUAUUGAGUCACUGAUGUCAGAGGGAAACAAAUCACGAACAGUUGCUGCAACCAACAUGAAUGAAGAAAGCAGCCGCUCUCAUGCCGUGUUCAAUAUUAUAGUGACUCAGACACUUUAUGACCUGCAGUCUGGUAAUUCUGGAGAGAAGGUCAGCAAGGUCAGCCUGGUGGAUUUGGCUGGGAGCGAGAGGGUGUCCAAAACGGGAGCUGCAGGAGAGCGCCUGAAGGAGGGCAGCAACAUAAACAAAUCACUUUCAACACUGGGAUUGGUUAUAUCAUCACUUGCUGACCAGGCAGCGGGGAAGGGGAAAAACAAGUUUGUGCCUUACAGAGACUCUGUACUCACUUGGCUUCUCAAGGACAACUUGGGAGGAAACAGCCAAACUGCCAUGAUAGCCACAAUUAGUCCAGCAGCAGACAACUAUGAAGAAACUCUCUCAACUCUGAGAUAUGCAGACAGAGCCAAAAGGAUAGUUAAUCAUGCUGUGGUGAACGAAGAUCCAAAUGCUAGGGUCAUCAGAGAAUUACGUGAAGAAGUUGAAAAACUGAAAGAACAGCUCUCACAAGCUGAGGCCAUGAAGGCACCAGAACUGAAGGAAAAAUUGGAAGAAUCAGAAAAACUAAUAAAAGAGUUGACAGUCACCUGGGAAGAAAAGCUAAGGAAAACAGAAGAAAUUGCACAGGAGAGGCAAAGACAGCUGGAGAGCAUGGGAAUCUCCCUCGAGUCUUCAGGUAUCAAGGUUGGGGAUGAUAAGUGUUAUCUGGUGAACCUGAAUGCAGACCCUGCACUCAAUGAGCUUCUGGUUUACUAUUUAAAGGAUCACACAAGAGUUGGUGCAGAUACCUCUCAGGAUAUUCAGCUCUUUGGUAUAGGAAUCCAACCAGAACACUGUGAGAUUAAUAUUGCUUUAGAUGGAGAAGUUACACUCACACCAAAAGAAAAUGCAAGAUCCUGUGUAAAUGGUGCACUGGUAUGUUCUGCCACUCAGUUAUGGCAUGGAGAUAGAAUAUUAUGGGGAAACAACCACUUUUUUAGAAUCAAUUUACCAAAGAGGAAACGUCGAGAUUGGCUGAAAGAUCUUGAGAAAGAAACUUCCCUAGGAGAGCAUGAUCUGGAUGCAGCUAGUGAAGCUUCUUCAGAACCAGACUACAACUAUGAGUUUGCACAAAUGGAAGUUAUUAUGAAGACACUGAAUAGUAAUGGAGAUGAAUUUCAGAGGAAUCUGCCAUCCUGGUGGUCUUCAGUGUUGUCAUCCCUUGUGAAGAUUCUGUUGCCCGUUUUAAGGCCUCAAACCAUCUCAUAUCUGUGCCAAAACUGGGACAAAGACCCAGUACAAAAUGUGGUGCAGAUCUUGGAGAAGCAGUACCUGGAGGAGAAGCGGAGCGCUCUGGAGGAGCAGCGGGUGAUGUACGAGCGCGAGCUGGAGCUGCUGCGGCAGCAGCUCUCCCCGGAGAGGCAGCACCAGCACGGCAGCGACAGGCUCUCCUACACUGCCCAGGCUGCACAGCAGAAAGUCAACCUCUGGACAGAGGAGAGGGAUGAAUUGUUUCGACAGAGCCUGGCUAAACUUCGAGAGCAAAUAGUAAAAGCAAAUACUCUGGUGAGAGAAGCAAAUUUCUUAGCAGAAGAAAUGAGUAAGCUAACAGAUUAUCAAGUAACACUUCAGAUCCCUGCUGAAAACCUCAGUGCCAACAAAAAGAGGGGUGCAAUAGUAAGCGAGCCUGCAAUUCAAGUGAGAAGAAAAGGAAAAGGUACUCAAGUGUGGACUAUUGAGAAACUAGAGAACAAAUUGAUUGACAUGAGAGACCUCUAUCAAGAAUGGAAGGAGAAAAUUCCUGAGAUAAGGAAGCUGAUUGGCAAGAGAGGUGAUCCUUUCUACGAAGCGCAGGAGAACCACAACUUGAUUGGCGUCGCCAACGUGUUUCUGGAGUGCCUUUUCUACGACGUGAAGCUGCAGUACGCCGUGCCCAUCAUCAGCCAGCAGGGCGAGGUGGCAGGGCGGCUGCAUGUUGAAGUAAUGCGUGUCACCGGGUCUGUCCCAGAACGUGUGGUGGAAGCAGAUGACUCAUCUGAGAACUCCAGUGAGAGUGGGAGUCUGGAAGUCAUGGAUAACAACGGAGAAAUUAUUCACAGAGCGAAAAAGCUCUCCUGUAGGGUAAAAAUAAAAGAGGCAACCGGACUGCCACCCAAUCUCUCCAAUUUUGUCUUUUGUCAAUACACAUUUUGGGAUCAAUGUGAGUCAACAGUAGCAGCACCAGUAGUAGAUCCAGAUGUGCCUUCACCUCAGAGCAAAGAUGCUCAUUUUACAGUGACCUUCUCUCACUGUAAAGACUAUGUGGUGAAUGUCACUGAGGAGUUUUUGGAGUUCAUUUCAGAAGGAGCUCUUGCUAUUGAGGUGUGGGGUCACAGAUGUACUGGCAAUGGCAGCUCUGUUUGGGAAGUUGAUUCUCUUCAUGCAAAAACUAGGACACUGAGAGACAGAUGGAAUGAAGUAACUCGAAGAAUAGAAAUGUGGAUUUCCAUACAAGAAUUGAAUGAGAUGGGUGAAUACACUGCUGUUGAACUCCAUCAGGCAAAAGAUGUAAACACAGGGGGAAUUUUCCAGCUUAGGCAGGGUCAUUCUCGCAGAGUUCAGGUGACAGUGAAACCCGUGCAGCAUUCAGGAACGUUGCCUCUCAUGGUGGAAGCAAUUCUUUCAGUCUCUGUAGGUGGGGUGACUGCCAGAUCAACCAAACUGCAAAGGGGCUUGGACAGUUACCAGAAGGAGGAGGAUGAUGGUGGUGAUAUGGAUAGUUACCAGGAAGAAGAUUUGAACUGUGUACGAGAAAGGUGGUCUGAGGCAUUAAUAAAACGCAGAGAAUACUUAGAUGAGCAGAUCCAAAAGAUCAGCAACAAACAAGAAAAAUCAGAGGAUGAUAUAGAGCGAGAAGCCCGGCUGGUGGAGCAGUGGGUGGGGCUGACGGAAGAGAGGAACGCAGUGUUUGUUCCAGCACCAGGCAGUGGAAUUCCCGGUGCCCCCGCAAAUUGGAUUCCACCUGCAGGAAUGGAAACACAUAUCCCUGUCCUCUUCCUUGAUCUGAACGCUGAUGACCUCAGUGCCAAUGAACAACUUAUAGGUCCCCAUGCAUCAGGAGUUAACUCAAUACUACCAAAGGAGCAUGGGAGCCCAUUCUUUUAUCUGCCGAUCAUAAAACACAGUGAUGAUGAGGUUUCAGCCACUGCUGCCUGGGACUCUUCUGUCCAUGACUCAGUGCACCUCAAUAGGGUAACUCCUCAAAAUGAGCGAAUUUACUUAAUAGUGAAGACCACUGUGCAGCUCAGUCACCCUGCUGCAAUGGAACUGGUAUUACGCAAAAGGAUUGCAGCCAACAUCUAUAACAAGCAGAGUUUUACCCAGAGCCUGAAAAGGAGAAUAUCCUUGAAAAAUAUAUAUUAUGCCUGUGGAGUGACUUAUGAAAUAGUAUCCAAUAUACCAAAGGCUACAGAAGAAAUUGAGGAUCGUGAGACCUUAGCGCUGAUGGCUGCAAGGAGUGAGAACGAGGGCACAUCCGAUGGCGAAACCUACAUCGAGAAAUACACACGUGGUGUGCUGCAAGUGGAGAACAUUCUGAGCCUUGAACGGCUAAGACAGGCAGUCACUGUCAAAGAGGCUCUCUCCACCAAAGCCAGGAACAUCCGCAGGAGCAUCAGCACUCCGAACGUGCACAAUGUGUCUUGUAGUCGACUGGAUCUUUCUGCUUGCGAUGAAGAUGACAAGGGUUGGUCUGAAAGUCACCUAGAUAUGUCUGACUGUUGUUCCAGUUAUCAAGAUGUGUCAUGCUAUGGUACUUUACCCAGGGAGUCACCUCGCAAGAGCAAAGAUGGCACUGGUGUUGUAGCAGAGAAUUCCCAUACUUUAAUGACCAGCCCUUUUAAAGCAUUUUCUCCCCAGCCACCAAAGUUUUUCAAGCCCUUAAUGCCAGUGAAAGAGGAACAUAAAAGGAAGACCCCACUUGAAAGCCGACCUCUACUUAGUCAAGAGGACUCUGAGGAGGAAGACAGUGAGAUGGAGGCCAUUAAUAAGAAACUGAUAAGUCCACAAAGUUUUCAAAAUUUCCGGCCUUAUGUACCGGAGGAGUUUGCUGACUUCAGUAUUUACAAUGCCAGCCUGGAGAACAGGGAGUGGUUUUCCUCUAAAUCAGACUUCAUGAGCUCACGUGUUCUUGAGAAAGAGGUGUCCCGCAGCCCCACCACUAGCAGCAUCACUAGUGGCUACUUUUCCCACAGUGCCUCUAAUGCCACCCUGUCUGACAUGCUUGUUCCCUGUAGUGAUAGCACAGACCAGCUAGCCAGUCACUCCAAGGAGCUGGACUCUAGUGAUCCCUUGGGAUCAUCCCUUGCACAAGAUUUAAGAUCUUCCUUAAACAAGGAAUGUCGAGAGUCAGAAAAGGAGUUAGUGAGAGAAAAGUUACCUGUGGUACCACUGAAAGAAAACAGUGCCUUAACAGAGCAAGUACCACUGUCACUCAGUGCCACUGACAGAGACUCUCAGCAGUUACCCAGAGCUGGAUCCCUCUCAGCCCUGAGUUCCUUGGAUGGGAAAAACACCAUCGAAUUUUCAGCACACGAGGUGACGGUUGAGCACACGACGGACAUUGUGGAAGAUCACUCCUUUACUGAGUUCAUGGGCGUUGAAGAUGGGAAGGACUUUGACCAUUCAACAGCUCCACAGUCGUGUUCCCUUCUGUCCUCUAACGGAGCGAGCGCCUCGGAGUCACCCCGGGGCCCUGGCAAGGGGCAGAGCCCGUGCCUGGGCCAGCAGAGCUCUGCAGCAGGUGACAGCUGGCUUGUGGAUGCUGGGGAAAGCCCUUUUUGUUCUGGACUGCUGAAAGACUCUUCAGAGCCUGAGACUUAUCCCGACACUUCCAUGGACGAUUUUAUUACGAAGGACCACUUGGAUGGUUCUGACUGUGAAGAAGGUGCUUCUGCAGAUCCAGCCCACGUCUUGCCCAGCUGGGUGGCCGUGGGCGAGCAAGUCUGUGUUGGAAGUAAUAAGAUGGGCACAGUGAGAUACGUUGGAACGGUCGACUUUUCAGCUGGAAUUUGGGUUGGAGUUGAACUCAAUGUUCAGCUGGGGAAGCACGAUGGAAUUGUGAAAGGCAGAGAGUACUUCCACUGCAAACCACGGCACGGUGUGUUCGUUCGUCCCGGGCGCCUCAGCAAAGCACCAGCUCCCGCAAGGAAAUGGAAUAGCACUUCCCGGUCUCAGGCAUCUUCCACUUCAGAGAAACGGAAGAGUUCUGUGCUUCAAGGCUCAUCAGCCACUCCCAAGACAGGAGGAGACGUCCUCUGCCAUUCAGGAGAUGCAGCGGCUUCUGCUUUUUCUAGGAAACAGGAAAACAGGAAAUCCUGGAUUAACUAAACCGCAGUAUUUUUGCACUUACUACACGCAUCACUGUGUAGAAAACUCUACGGAUUUUUGAAGCUAUUGUACAUUUUAACCUGUCCAUAUGGAAUGUGUAUUCUCUAGAGUCCUUGACUUAAUGCUCUAAUUUUUUAUAAAUAAUAUAUAUAUUAUAUAUAUAUGAAUGUGUAUCUAUAGUUUGUCUGCCAGUGGGCAGAUACGGCUGCACACUAAAACACAGUUAAAGCUGAUUGUAGAUAACUGAGGUACUGGACUAUUUGUUACACAACAACUUGGGAGAUAUAUUUUAAACAACAAAAGAUAUUUUAUUGAGGAAAAACCAGGAUGUGAAUCCGUAUUCUUUAAAACAAAAACCCAACCGCUGUUCUUAAUUACCAAAGAACUUGUUUUAGACUGACAUAUUUGCUGUUUAUAUCUUUCUAUUGUAAAUGUUUUAACUGGUAACUUGGUGCCAUGUUCCUUUCAGUCACUGGGCACCGUGCAGCCUUCCGUGUUUAAGCACACUGAGAUAUCCAACUGCUUCAUAUGUUUUGUCUUCCUUGAGGCCUGCCACUGUGCUGACUUGGCAUGGGAAUGACUGACGAUGCCUGAAGCUAUGAGUCUGGCAUUUCACAUGUUAGCAAAAGCCAGCUGGGCAGUUUGACUGUAGAAACAGUAUUACUGCAAGGGUGUGAGAGGACAACAUUCUGGGUUUUUUAGGGGGUUUUGGGUUUUUUUGGGUGUGGGGUGGGGAGAAAUGGGAAAUAAAGAAGCAGUAAAUGGAUCAUGACUGCAAACUUUGCACUUGUUACUUGCUGGUUUAUUAUCAAGAUGAAAUAGAACCUGCUAAAGUAAUUUUAAUCUGUAAAGUUUAUUUUAAUAAUGGGAAUGAUGGAGGGAUUUAUGUCUGGUGCUCAUGAAUUCCUAAGAAGGUUGUUCCACAUGUAGAUACUGUAGAUGCCUGUACAAGUGUUCUGGAUAUUUGUAAAGCAACAUGGUAAAAACUGAGUGAAGUGAA
Molecule: messenger RNA, 7040 nt
Organism: Melospiza melodia melodia
Lineage: Eukaryota; Metazoa; Chordata; Aves; Passeriformes; Passerellidae
Gene: KIF13A
Product: kinesin family member 13A
Exons: 40
Coding region: 56-6040 (1994 amino acids)
Biological process (GO): microtubule-based movement
Molecular function (GO): ATP binding; microtubule binding; microtubule motor activity
Source: RefSeq, a predicted model, not a curated record